Molecule: messenger RNA, 549 nt
Organism: Guyanagaster necrorhizus
Lineage: Eukaryota; Fungi; Basidiomycota; Agaricomycetes; Agaricales; Physalacriaceae
Exons: 4
Coding region: 45-332 (95 amino acids)
Source: RefSeq, a predicted model, not a curated record
GCCUCGCCGGGAACGUAGGAGUCUUCGUUCAGAGUGGAGAGCAUAUGUCGAUGCGAAUCGAAGGGAUGUAUAGGUGGUGCAUGGUUCGGUACGUUAUGAAUCCUGCUCCUCCAGGCCAUAACUUGCUCGGUGACUUUCAUAUGAUUCUUCUACUCCCAAUGAGCUCUCCAGUUUCGGUACAAGAACAACGCACUCACCAAAAUCUCUCCCUCGCAGCUACAACAUUCUCCAGGCCGAACGUGCCUAUCUGCAAUGUGGCGGUCCAAUCUCGGACCUCCGAUACUGGUGCCUCCGAGUCCUCGAUGCUGUGGGGUGAAUUCAUUGGAAGCUGACUUGGAAGCUGGCAAGUUGGUAUGGUCGUUGUACUAAUUUGAAAUGACCAGCCCUGAACCUGAAGACGCGCCUUUGUUUUCUUCUCAGACGUCUGGCAAACCACGGCCAAGUUGGCAUGAAUCACUGCCUGGUGCAUGUACAACAAAAUUUCUCUGCAAUCGAGUUCUCUCCUCGAUUGGCCCGCCACGCGAAUAUGAAUAGGACCGUUUUCCUUUC